Molecule: messenger RNA, 3963 nt
Organism: Equus caballus (horse)
Lineage: Eukaryota; Metazoa; Chordata; Mammalia; Perissodactyla; Equidae
Gene: GDF15
Product: growth differentiation factor 15
Cellular component (GO): extracellular region
Molecular function (GO): cytokine activity; growth factor activity
Source: RefSeq, a predicted model, not a curated record
ACUACAUAGAGGUGAUGGUUGCACAACGCUGUGAAUGUACUAAGUGCCACUGGACUGUUCACUUUAAAUGGCGAGUUUUCUGCAGAUUUUUGUGGACCCUCCGUGUCCGUCCGUGGCAGCCACCCAGGAGACGGAGGGUGGUGAGGGGACGUGACCCCCAGGCCUCCAGCCUCGACGACCCGGGGAACGCAGCGUUCCCACUGGACUCCAACGAAGCCUGCCAGCUGGCGCGAGCAUAAACAAGGUCCGCCACGGGCUGUCCCCUAUGACUCUGUCGCCUACUCGCCCCUCGGGCCAGUGGCCUCCUUAUCUCUAGACAGGGACCCGGUCUGAAUGGAGGGAGGCUGGCCCAGCCUCUGAGCAGCUGCAGUUGGGUGGGACAGGGUGGUGGUGGGCGCAGCCGUGUUACUGGGCACUUGAGUGCCCGGAGUGUCCGGGGGAGCCUCUGGACCCCGGUCGCCAGGCCACAACCCCCCCGCACAGAGGCUGAGCCUGACACUCGGGGGGAGGCGGGUCUCCCACAGCCAGUGGGUGUGUGCUGGGGGUAGGGGAGGCCAGGACUGUUCCUCCAGUGGGAGCCUUGCUUGUACCUCUUGCCCGCAGGUGCCCUGUCACACUUUACACCCCCCAUGACCUCCCUUGCACAGCCACCCACCUCUCUGCUGCCAGGAACCUGGAAGCACGCACAGGGGUCAGUGCCCAGGGCAGGGAGUGCUGAGCAGUGGAGGAAGGUCUGGGUGCCCCGGGGGAAGGGUGUUCCUGGGGCACCUCCUGCCCCUCUACUAUCUCGUGGCCGGACCUCACCUCAGCCCUCCCUGCCCUACACCUCAGCACCCCAAUUCCCUGCCCAAGCCUUCAAGGAGUCCCCAGGCUGGGGCAGCUGGAGCCAAGCACAGGCACUCCCAGUGCUGUGGGGUCAGGCCAGGGCUGGAGGAGAGGAUGGGGGUUGGGAACACCCAGCUGAGCCUGGAAACGUAAUGUCAGAGAAGGCUUCCUGCAGGAGGGGCUUUUUGAGUAGGGUUUUGAAGAAUGAAUAGAAGUUUCCCAUUUAAGGACGAGUAAUUGCAAAAACACCCAGUUUAUCACAUAGCUACUAUGUGCCUGGCCCUGUCCUUUACACCUCAUUUGACCUUCUCUCCAGGGAAAGUGUUGGCCCUUGUUUUCCAGAUGAAGAAACGGAGGUGUGAUAGAGAGGAAUGACUUGGCCAAGGAUGCACUUUCUGGCCCUUCCUCCUCUGCUUCCUUUGCUUUUCAGCAUCUGCAGCCUUUGAUCCUAACCAGAGAGGGGACAGAGGGAAUCCCAUGGGGGAAGAUGGCCACCUCAUAAACUCUUGCUGUGGAAUUUAGCACACAGUAAUAAGUCUUUUUUUUGACAAAAUCAUUCUAUUCUUCCUACCAGCCCGCCAAGCUGGGAUGAUGUCCCCAUUUCAGGGAAGAGGAUACUGAGGCUCAGAGAGGCUCCCUGGGGGGAGAGGUUUCCCCACCUUCCCCAGGAGCACCCCCUCCCUCAAAUCCCUCCCCGGAAAAGCAGCCCAAGACCCUGCCCAGCUGUGGUCCCUGGAGUGUUUACUUUGCACCCACGGCGGGCGGGACCAGGCAGGCGGGGGCGGACAAAGUCCGGGGGGACUAUAAAGGCCAGUCCAGCAGCAGCGUCGCGUCAGUCCCGGCUCAGAGCUGAAGUAGCACAGCCAUGCGCCACUUUCCGAUGCUGCUCCUGUCGUGGCUGCUCUUGUGGCUGCCUCCGGGAGGCGCCCUACCUCUCACCCAGGACCACUCCCCGGCCUUCCUGGGACCCUCAGGCGGGCACUCCAGUCUCGAUGUCUCUAGAUUCCGGGAGUUGCGGGAACGCUACGAGCACCUGCAGGCCAGGCUGCUGUUGAACCAGACCCAGGAAGACUGGAACGCCGACCCCAUCCCGGUUGAUCAUGUCCGGAUGCUCACCCCGAAGCUGCGGCUUGGGCCCGAUGGCCACCUGCGCCUGCACGCCCUCCGGGCCGACCUGACCGAGGGGCUCCCUGCCGGCUCCCGCCUGCGCCAGGCCCUGCUCCGGCUGUCCCCGCAGGCGCCAGGCUCGUGGGACCUGACGCGGCAGCUGCAGCGCCAGCUCCGCCUCGGCGGCCCCGCGGCUCCCGCGCUCAGCCUGCGCCUGCCGCGGCGGGGGGGCCCGUCGCCCGAGGCGCUGCGCGCCGCACAGCCCCGGCUCGAGCUGCGCUGGUGGCCCCCCGCUGCCAGGGGGCGCCGCGGCGCGCAUGCGCACGCCCGGGACGCGUGCCCGCUCGGGGAGGGGCGCUGCUGCCGCUUGCUGAGCCUGCGCGCGUCGAUCGAAGACCUAGGCUGGGCCGACUGGGUGGUGGCGCCGCGCGAGCUGGACGUGCGCAUGUGCGUCGGCGCCUGCCCGGGCCGGUUCCGGUCGGCGAGCAGGCACGCGGAGGCACAGGCGCGGCUGCACGGCCUGAAGCCCGCCGCCGCGCCUGCGCCGUGCUGCGUGCCCGCCGGCUACGCGCCCGUGGUGCUGCUGCACCGGGCCGCCGACGGCCGCGUGGCGCUCACGCCCUUCGACGACCUCGUGGCCGCCGGCUGCCACUGCCAGUGAGCGGCUCGGCCUCCGCUCGCGGCGCGCGCGCCGCGGACGCACCUUAGGGGCCUUGCCUGUCGAACGGGCUCGCGGGACCCGGGUCCCCCUUCCUGACCUCCGCCGUCCACUCCCUCCUGCCCAAACGGUUGUAUUUAUGUUUGUAUUUAUUAUUAAUUUAUUGGGGUGACCUGCCUGGGGACUGGAGGGCUGGCCUGGCAGGGUGCGUUUAUUUAAAACUCAGUCAAUAAAAAUGGAGCUGUCGGACCUGACCCUUGUGGUGGCCGUGAUGGAGCUGGUGACCUAGGGAAGGGCCCGCCCCUCCCUGGCCUGAUGCCGCAGGGCACCUGGUACCGGGGCGAGGGCGGUGGGUCAGGGACCGGAUGGCAGGGCGUUCUCGGGGACGCCGGGCGUUGGCUGGCCUUCGUGACUCCAGUGGUCUCAGGGGCAGCCCAGGACGUCCCUCGCUAUCGCCAUGCUUCGCUACUUCCCUGCUCCCGUUCAUGAUUCUGAGACCCUUCCGGCUCUCAGCAACCUUCCAGCCCUCCUCAUCUCUCAGGACUCCUGUUUCUGUAAUUAUCUGGCCCUGACUCUCUAGCACGGUCCUGCUGCUGUCUCUCUCCACGCUGGAGUCACCUUUCCAAACACAGCAGCCCAUCUGCUCACGCGCAUCUGCAAUCAAGUCACGGCCAUCUGCAAUCAAGCGCGCUGACUGUGAUGGCGGCCCCUGAUUAGAAGAGUCCCAUCGCCCCUCCUGUUUGUGGCACCUCCCUCCAUGUUAAUGGUGUCUCUGUUCUUUCAUAUAAAAAGAGCAGGGAGAAAUAAGCAAGUUGUGAAGAACAUUUUCAUGCACACUGCAUCUCCCUGGUUGUAAAUUCUUCCUACUCAGGAUCUUGGAGUUGUUGAGAUGUGCUGAGUCCAGGCCCCUCCUCACACCCACCCGCCCGUCCACCCUGAGAGUGUCUGAGAGGAACUGUUAGGAGAAUCCACUUCCAGCAGUGAGUGAGGUGUGUCCCCUGUGAACACCACCACCCAGAGGCAGCCCUGAAUGACUGUAGGUGCCCCCGAAUGUAUUCACUGAGUGCCCACUUUGUGCCAGGUGUGGCUGUACACUGAGAAUACAGGAGUCAUGAGACAGGCAGAAACCAUCCCACUUGAGCAUGGUCGAAUGAGGGAGACAAAUGAGCACAAAGACAAAUCAUUAAAAAAGCAGCAACUGUAGUACGAAUUGUGCCCAGGAGUCAUCCUGGCCAACGCACUCGUGAACGAGGCAGAGGGGAUUCAGCUGAUCGGGGAGGAGGCCUCCCUGAGGAGGUGACAUCUGAACCGAGAAGUGCAGGAAGGAUGGAACUUGAGGGGGAGAGCUGGGGGAUGGGCAUCUGAGGCAGAAA